UGUAUGUUGAAAAUAAAUACUAGCUUUAGAAAUGGCUGGAUCCGGUGCCUCCCAUCUUAACACCUCAAAAUUAAAUUUAGGUGUAUUAAGAGACUAUUAUCGGCGAUUAUUUUUAGAGUGCAUUGAUAAAUGCAGUGGUACCAAGGCGCUAGUGUGGGAUGAUGGUUUGACUGGACCAUUUGGUUUGAUUGCUGAAGCAUCUCUUCUAAAGGACCAACAUGAAGUGGAGAAAAUGUUCCGUCUCCAUUCCUCUGGUCUCCCAGCAAGCAACGUACACAAUAUUAUUUUUAUUGUGCGUCCAAGACUUUGUCUCAUGGAAACUGUGGCUCAAUGCUUACUCAAUGAAGAAAUCAAAGGAGGCGCUGUUCGAAAAGAGUUUCAUCUUUUAUUUGUUCCAAGAAAAAGUUUGUUGUGUGAAAAAAAAUUGAAAGAGAAAGGUGUUUAUGGAUCAUUAGUCAAUGUGGAUGAAUUCAAUCUCGGACUUAUUCCAUUUGAUUCAGAUCUGCUGUCAAUGGAAAUGGAUGAUGCCUAUCGAGAGUGUUAUCUGGAGAAUGACUUCACUUGUUUGUUUUACGCUGCACAGUCACUGAUGAUUUUGCAGGCUUUAUAUGGAACUAUACCUUAUAUCUAUGGGAAAGGAGAUGGUGCUAAGCAAGUUGUAGAAAUGUUGAGGAAAAUGAAGAUGGAGACUGGGGGUGUAGAGCCGCAGAUAACUCCGCAGAUUGAUAACCUGCUCCUUAUCGAUAGAAAUGUUGACCUUUUGACCCCACUACUUACUCAGUUAACAUACGAAGGUCUGAUUGAUGAAAUCUUUAACAUUAAAAACACCAAUGUAAAGCUUCCACCACAGAAAUUUCUAACAGCAGAGGAGAAAAAAAAUGUGAAAGAAGAGGCCUUGGAAGAGCCUAAAAAGUUUAUUCUAAACUCAGCAGACGAGCUUUACGCAGAGCUGCGUGACAAAAACUUCAAUGCUGUUGGUGGGAUAGUUAGCCGUAAAGCCAAAACUAUCACUGCAGAGUUUGAUGAAAGGCAUGCUGCUAAAACUGUGGGUGAAAUGAAACAGUUUGUAUCCAAACUUCCACACCUCCAAGCAGCUAGGGCUUCUCUUGCUACACAUACAUCUAUAGCUGAACUGAUCAAAGAAGUCACAGAUUCUGAUGAGUUUCUGGAUGCCUUACGAUGUCAACAAGAGCUGACUCAUGGUCUUGAAACAGAUAAAAUCAAUCCCUACAUAGAAGACUGCAUCGCUAAAAUGGAACCUUUGUCUAAAGUCUUGAGGCUGAUCUGCAUACAAUCUUUUUGUAAUGAUGGUCUCAAGCCCAAAGUGUUAGAUUACUAUAAAAGGGAGAUCAUUCAGGCUUUUGGAUUUGAACACCUGGUGACUCUUUGUAACCUCGAGAAGGGAGGCUUCCUGCGUCCUCACUCGACUAAAUCUUAUCAGACCAUAAGAAAAACACUCCGGCUGAUUGUGGAGGAUGUCAAUGAACAAAACCCCAAUGACAUUGCAUACGUCUACAGUGGCUAUGCUCCUUUAAGCGUUAGACUGGCUCAAUUCCUGGCACGACCUGGUUGGCGCAGUAUUACUGAAGUUCUUAACAUGCUGCCAGGACCUAAAGUUGAAGAGGUUCAGCAGAUUCCUAUGGGACUUAGAAAACGCAGAGCCUCUGUAACCUCAUCUCAGUCCAGCAUGGGAGAACAAAAAUUGACCUUAGUCUUUUUUCUUGGCGGUGUUACGCAGGCUGAGGUGGCGGCACUUCGUUUCCUGGCUCAACAAGACGACGCUAACACAGGAGUUCCCCACGACUAUAUUGUUGGCACAACACAUAUCUUGACUGGCAGUUCCCUAAUGGGGGAACUGACCGUGGAUCUGAAACGAUAUCGAGCAGAUGGUGUACCUCUUUACUAACUGCAUGCAAGAUUGGUGGUGUUGACUAUGUCAUAGCUAGCACUCAUAUGAUCACAGGAGAUCGACUCAUUACAGCACUUAGUGAAACUAUCAAGCCUGUCAAGUUGAACCCAUUUUGAAGCAUGAACUCACCAACCAGAUGUAGUAAUGAAACGUCAAAUUCCAACACUGGGUUAACUCUGCUCCAAGCAUGACAUAGAUCUUUGUCUUGCUGUGUCGGACUUAUGGACAUUGUAGGCCUAGUUUAGUUGAGAUCAUCCUCUCUUUGCUACUGUUUUAAUUCAUCAGAUGAUCUGAGGAGAAAUUUGUCUCUUUAACUUAAUAUGGCCACACUUUUAUGCUUCCAAGCGGUUUUGAUUUUUUUUUUUCAAUGUCAAAAAUAUAAUAGCAAGGGUCAUGUUUCAUUUUUUUUUCAGUUUCCAACUACCGGUAUGAAGAAAAAAAAAUUGUUUUUAAAUGUGAAGAAUGAACAAACAUUAAUGGUUUACUUUUGUGAUAUGUAUAAUCCUUUGUCUAAAUUUUUUUUAAAUAGAUCAGCUCCACAUGUUAGUCUAUACGUUUUUUGUUUUUUUUUAAAGCCAAUACCUCAGUAACUAAAAACCUGACUAGCAAAUACUACGACAAAUUAAAAUGACAUGGAACGAACAAACAAAAUAAAUUUUCCUUUUAGACUUAGAGUCUUGCUAAAAGCUUUUUAAAAGUCCAUGUUAAUGGUGAGUUCAGCUGAUUUGUUUUUUGGAAAGAAACAUCAACAGGCUGUCAUGUAAUCUUGGUUUUCUUUAAAAUAUCUGUCAGGCAUUUUAUAUAGGCAUGUCCUCACAUUUUAUAAAAAAUUCUUAGCUUCUUUUUCACUUAAACCCAGGACUUUCAGCUUGGUAAAUGAAAUUUGCAACAAAAGGGACCCAAAGUUGCUUGCAUGAUUUUCAGAUAAUUAUCAAAAAUUGUCAAAAAUGAAAUGAUUAUAUUUUAAAAUCAAUUGUUAUUAUUUGAUAUAGCAAUUGUUUUUUCCAAUAAGGUUGAGUAUUUGACAAUGUUCAUUUAAAAGUUAAUGAUCUAUCAAAGUUAGAAAUUGAAUUUGAAUUAAAAUAAAAAGUAUUUAAAUACUUGAUUCAGUCAAUCUGCAGAAAGAUCAUUUUCUUAGCUUCUAAGAUGCCUACAUCUCAAUUGGUCUAAAGUUUAGUAGUUGUCAUUUCAUUUCUUAUUGUUUUUGUUUUGUAAAUCAUCAUUCAUUCCCCUUUGUCUGCACGAGAUGAGGGAAAAUAUGCAGGUCGCGCCUGGGUCUGCAACGUCAUUCUGCGCUCAUCCUUAAUCUUCGGCAUCGAGACAAUGCCAUUAUUCAUUCCAUGACAGGUCAUGUGGUAUAGGCUCUGUACUGUUGUCUCGAUUGUCCUGGGUUCAAACCCUGCCAGCUGCCAUCCCUCCAUCUUUCUGCGGAAGAUUAGGACUAGGAUGAAAUAAUCUUCAGUUUCAAAGGACCAUCCAAAACAUUUAAAACAGGCUUUAUUUGUAAUGAAUAUGACUGCAGGUAUUUUAAUAUAUUUGUGUGAUAAUUGUUGGGUGAUCGCUGAUUGCUGCCAUGCAGCAGUUGGUUAGCCAGACCUUGAGGACUGAAUGUACUGACAAACUGUGUCCGAAUGAUUUAGUGGGAAUCUUGAAAAUAAUUGUUCAUUGAUGUGUGUAAAUAGAAAGGCUGUGAAAGAGAAUAAAAGACUCCAAUUUGUUGCUUACAAUUAAUGUAAAUUUUGAUAAAAUAAAAUACGUAACUGUAUUAUUAUU
Messenger RNA from Biomphalaria glabrata, 3682 nucleotides. RefSeq names its product vacuolar protein sorting-associated protein 33A-like. Gene Ontology annotation, biological process: intracellular protein transport; vesicle-mediated transport. The transcript is spliced from 16 exons. NCBI's taxonomy places the organism in Eukaryota, Metazoa, Mollusca, Gastropoda, Planorbidae. Gene Ontology annotation, cellular component: CORVET complex; lysosome. The record is from RefSeq and is a predicted model, not a curated record. Bases 32 to 1906 code for a protein of 624 amino acids.